AGAGAUAUCCUGUGAGCCGAGGAGCUUUGCAAUCGCUGAACGAUAUGUCACAAAGAGACCGAACACAAGACUCUGAGCAGAUCUACAGGAUUUGCGACUGCGGCUGGUCAAAGGUUGCAACAUAUGCUGAUCUGAAAAUCCACCAGGUUGAGACGGGUUGCACACCUAGUUUGAAUGUUAACCAACAGAACUUGUCUCAAAAUGUGGGACUCACAAACAAUCAAGAGGACCUCUUGGUGGGUGUUUCCACCCUGUGGGACUCUUCUUCUUCAGCUAUGUCUCAAAGAGACUCAACACAAGACUUUGACCUGACUCUGAGAAGCCACCAGACUGACUUGGGUUGUAGACCAAGGUCGAAGGUUAGACUGCAGAACUUGUCUGAAAAUUUGGGACUCACAAACAACCAAGAGGACCUUUUCCCGGGUGUCUCCACCCUGCGGGCUGAUUCUUUCUCAGCUACGCCUCAAAGAGACCCAACACAAGACUUAGACCUGACUUUCAGGUUUGGUGCCUGGUCCAAUCAGAGUGAACAGCAGAACUUGUCCAAAAAUGUGGGAUUCACAAACAACCAAGAGGACCUUUUGCCAGGUGUUUCCACCCUGGGGGAUGCAUCUUUUUCACCUAUGUCUCAACGAGACCCAACACAAGACUUAGAGCUGAUCCCCAGGGCUUGCUACUGCGGCUGGUCCAAGGUAGCAACAUAUCAUGAUCUGAAAAGCCACCAGGCCGACAAGGGUUGCACACCGAAGUCAAAGGUUAAACAGACUGAACAGCAGAACUUGUCUGAAAAUGUGGGACUCACAAACAAUCAAGACGACAUUCGGGCUGCAGACAUGACCUCGGCUCAAGCAUCACCAGGCGAGGCCCUUUCACUGGAGCAGCAGCUGACUUGCCCCAUUUGCAUGAAUCUGUUUCUGGAUCCUGUCACUACAGCUUGUGGCCACUCCUUUUGUAAGGGCUGUCUGGACUACAACUUUCAGUCCAAUGAUAGGCAGUGCCCCUUGUGCAAGCAGAUCCUGAGGAGAUCACCAGAGGUUAGCAUCGUCCUGAGAAGCAUCGCCGAACAGAUGAAAAAGAUCCCGCCGAAGGUGGAGGAUCAGCCCAGUUUGGCGCCAGGUGAGGUGGCCUGUGACAUUUGCGCAGAGCCAAAGCUGAAGGCCGAGAAGUCCUGCCUUGUGUGUCUCGCCUCGUAUUGUUUGACCCACCUGCAGAAUCACUCUUCGACCAAAAGGCUGAAGGGCCACAAGCUGGUGGAGCCUGUGGAGGACCUGGAUGCGAGGGCCUGUCUCCAGCAUGGACGCCCCUUGGAGCUGUACAGCAGGAAGACAGGGAAAUGCAUCUGUGCUCGCUGUUUGGAAGAAGGUCAGGAGGAGGUUGUUUCUACUGAGGAGGAAUGCGACACAAAGAAGGCCAAAAUUCAAAACACAAAGGCAGAUUUACAAGAGCAAAUAAAGAAGAGAAAACGACGGGUGGUUGAGAUUAAUAAAGAGCUAAAGAGCUGCAAGGACCAUCUGGAUAAUGAGUGGUGGGAUAUCGAUGCCGUGUUUACGACUGUGAUUAACAUCAUGGAGGAGGCCCACGCGAGCGCUCUCAAGCCACUCAAGGAGAGACGGGAGGUUUUGGAGAAAGAUGCAGAAGACAUCAAAGACAAGCUGGAAGCGGAGAUCGACAGGCUUGAGAAAACCAUCUCUGAGCUGGACGACAUAUCUGCGCUUGAGGAUCACGUCCUUUUCCUUCAGAGGUACCCAUCUCUUCGAGACCCUGACGACCACAAAGACUCGACAAAGGUGGAGCUUGACACAUCUCUGACCUUUGGCACCAUGAGGAAAACCACAACGGCCAUGUUGGAACGGAUUCAACUGGAACUGGAGACGCUGGCCUCCACUGAACUUCAGAGAAUUCCGAAGUUUACAGUGGACGUGAAGCUGGAUCCAACCACCGCGCACCGACGCCUCAUUCUUUCAGACGAUGGGAAAGAAGUAACAGAUGGAGGGGUCGACCAGGAGGUAGAUGAUUCCCCGGAGAGGUUUGAUUUCUUUGCAAGCAUCCUGGGGAUCAACCAGUUGACUACUGGGAAGUCCUACUGGGAGGUGGAGGUCAGCAACAAGAUGGGAUGGGACCUGGGCGUGACAACCGGCGACGCAAACCGCAAGGGGAAACUUACGCUGAAUCCAGACAAUGGCUACUGGGUCACCGUGCAUUAUGAGGAGGAAAACUAUGCAGCGAUGACAGCACCGCCAGUUCGUCUUCCCCUGAAAAAGAAACCUCAGAAGGUGGGAGUGUUCGUGGACUACGAGGAAGGCCUCGUGUCCUUUUACAAUGUCACGGCUCAAUCUCACAUCUUUUCGUUCACCGGCUGUUCAUUCGGUGACGAUCUCUUCCCGUAUUUCAGUCCACACGCAAAAAAGGAUGUAGAUAACUCUGAUCCAUUGAUUAUUACUGCUGUGAAACAUGGUGAGCGGGACAUGGAUAUUUCCUGAAGAAUCUGUGGUUCUCUAUCAUCUCAAGACUAUCUCUCCACUCUGUUACAUAUUUCAUAUAUACAAGAUAGCCGGAGAGAUAGUCUCUCUACUCGGAGAACCACGGUUACAACGUAACCAUAUGUUUUGGGGUCCCGAUUUCUAGGCAGUUUAAAAGUUGUGUUUGGUAGAUUGUGGAGGAGGGAUCCUGACGUUUGAAGCUAAGUGGAUUGGGAACAAAUAAUCACAAGUUGUAGAAUAUUUGAAAGAAAUCUGGGUGGAAGUUUGCAUAAAGAGUAUUCAACAAGGUGUUCUGAUAUAUACAAACAGGGCCUAAGGGAGUAACAAUGCAGAAAAGGUACACGACUAGUUUAACUACUUUUCCCAGAAUCAUUACUAUAGUGUACACUGUAAAUAGAAACACAAUCGCCAAAAACGGUACAGAACCGUGAGUUAUUUUACAUAUAAUUACUUAUAAUAUAUAAUAUAAUACACAUAAAAUACAUUAAAUAUCUGUAUUUUUAAAAAUAUCUGUAGAAUAACUAAAGUUAUUUUCUAAUAUAUAUAUAUAUAUAUAUAUAUAUAUAUGUAUAAAGGUAGGUGGGGUUUCUUUUUUACAAUCAUACAUUCAAUUUAAAGUUUUAUAUAGAAAUACAGUUAAUUUUACAUUCAGCAAUAUGUGAAUUUUUCUUUUUCUUUUUUACAUAGAAUUAACUGAAAUUUAAUAUUCAAGACCAUUAAGCAAUUGAAUAAUACUGUUAAAAAACAACAACAAUGUCCCCUUAUAUAAAUUUACAGAUUUGAUCUUACAUUUUAUGGUAAAUUAUUGUACGUAAGGUAAUUUACUUGUUUUUUAUGGCAUUUGCACAUACAAAACAACAAGAAAAAUCCCUGUGAAAAAACACAGUAAAAUUCUGUAAUAUAUAUUACAGUGUAGUUAUACCCAAAAUAUGGAAACAUUUUAAUCAGCAAGACGUCUUUUGCAUUAAGUGGCAGAGUUUUGCAGUGUUGUAUUUAAAUACAGCACAAAUGAUGAGUGCUAAUG
Molecule: messenger RNA, 3504 nt
Organism: Centropristis striata (black sea bass)
Lineage: Eukaryota; Metazoa; Chordata; Actinopteri; Perciformes; Serranidae
Product: E3 ubiquitin-protein ligase TRIM38-like
Exons: 11
Coding region: 45-2480 (811 amino acids)
Molecular function (GO): protein binding
Source: RefSeq, a predicted model, not a curated record